CUCUCUCAUCAGUAAUCGACACAGCACAGCAGACCCGGAGCCGGCCCACCCACGGUCUCUGAGAUCUCUUCCUACUUCUUCGUGGACGUGGACGUGGGCGUGGACGUAGACGUAGACGUAGUCGUAUUCCUUCCUAAAACGCCCUCGACACUUUUCUCGCCCCAAACAAAAAUGGCGGGGAUCCGAUUGCAGCCGCCGGAGGAUUCUGACAUUUCUCACCAGAGCCGAGCAACUCCUCCCGCCGCCGAUCUCGUUUCCGAUGACGAUCGCUCCAUUGCCGCCGACUCCUGGUCCAUCAAGAGCGAGUACGGUAGCACGCUUGAUGACGACCAGCGCCAUGCCGACGCCGCCGAAGCCCUUUCAGCCGGAAACUUCCGUGCCGCCUCUGAUUACAGUUCUGACAAGGAUGAACCCGAUUCUGAAGCAGAGGCAUCAAUGUUAGGUCUUCAGAGUUAUUGGGAUUCCGCAUAUGCCGAUGAGUUGACGAAUUUCCGCGAACAUGGCCAUUCCGGUGAAGUUUGGUUUGGAACUGAUGUCAUGGAAGUUGUUGCUUCUUGGACCAAAAGCUUGUGCGUUGAUAUUUCUAAAAGUCACCGUCCAAAUCAUGUUGAUGAUGAAACAUCUGAUUCUGUCGAAUAUGGUGAUAAAUAUCUUACUUCGUGGAGUGUCCUAGACAUUGGGACUGGAAAUGGUUUGCUACUUCAAGAACUAGCCAAACAAGGGUUUUCCGAUUUAACAGGAACUGAUUAUAGUGAUGGAGCAAUUGACCUUGCUCAAAAACUUGCUCAGCGUGAUGGAUGUGUUAAUAUUAACUUCUUGGUUGAUGAUGUUCUUGACACGAAGCUGGACCGGCAAUUUCAACUUGUGAUGGAUAAAGGAACUUUAGAUGCUAUUGGACUGCAUCCAGAUGGGCCUAUUAAAAGGAUGAUGUAUUGGGACUCGGUUUCAAGAUUAGUGGCUAAAGGAGGAUUAGUGGUGAUCACAUCCUGCAACAACACAAAAGAUGAAUUGGUAGAAGAAGUGGAAAGGUUUAACAAAAGAAGCAUCUGUAUCACCCAGGAGGUGGAAGAAUCCAACAAGGACCAAGAAGCGAGCAGGGUGGUGCCUCCAUUUCAGUAUUUUAGUCAUGUUCGCACCUAUCCAACGUUUGAGUUUGGCGGUUCCGUAGGAUCACGGGUUGCCACAGUUGCAUUUCUCCGUAAUUAAUGUGAACGUUCUAGCUUUAUUGUUGUUAUAAUUAACUGGUUUGAUACAUUCCAAAACAAUCAUGCAUGUGAGAAAGAUUGGAUUUACCGGACUACUCAGAUUCUUUGGUAAGCAGCCCUGAAAUCUGUUAAUUCAUUUGAAGGUGCAGGUGACUUCUUCCUACUUUUUUUCCUUUUUCUUUUUACCCUCUUCAUUUUACAGUGGGAAUUGGGGAUUAUUUGGUUUCUGAUGUACUCGACCCUCCUAAGGGGACUGAUUUGCUAUUUGCUGUUACACUUUACAAUCAUUUGUUACUACCAUGUGUAAGAUAUAUGUUUAUCAUUUUGUUUUUAA
Molecule: messenger RNA, 1539 nt
Organism: Humulus lupulus (European hop)
Lineage: Eukaryota; Viridiplantae; Streptophyta; Magnoliopsida; Rosales; Cannabaceae
Exons: 7
Coding region: 172-1206 (344 amino acids)
Biological process (GO): peptidyl-lysine monomethylation; peptidyl-lysine dimethylation
Cellular component (GO): cytoplasm
Molecular function (GO): protein-lysine N-methyltransferase activity
Source: RefSeq, a predicted model, not a curated record